GGUGGGUUCAACUGUCAAAAUCAGGUGCUUGAUAGCCGCUUAUCGUCUUUCACAUUUGAAACUCUUUUGCGUAAUAUUUGUUUCCUAAUUUUUGAAAACUAGAAUAUAUAUAGUUGAGUAUUGAAAAUGGCCCCACCCGUGCUUAGAGGUCGAAACUAUGUGCUAUUUAUUGGCGGAAUCGUGGGAUUGAUUGGCUUGGCCUGCUACCCAAUCAUAAUCGAGCCCAUGAUGAAUCCGGAAAAAUAUAAGAAACUACAGCAGCAAAAUCGUGCCGGCAUUAGGCAGGAAGAUGUGCAACCUGGAAAUAUGCGAGUGUGGAGCGAUCCAUUUAAACCUAGGACAGACCGACCUACGUAGAUAAAGAUCGCCGGAAUGCAAUGAAUAGAGUUGCAACUCAUUAUUAGUUUUGUUUUUGCAUGUAAUUCAGAAUUUGAGUAAAUACAUUUAAAUAUUUAUAUCCAAGUGAUUGAAAAAAUCACAGGAGGGUUGUGUGCAAGGCCACGACCACAAGGUUGAAGUAGAAUACUUUUACAAGGAAGAUAACCCGGCUGUUUGCGUGUCAGUCAUUUUGAAAUCGGAUUGGUUUCGUAUAUACCGCUUGUUAAGCACAGUAUCAACAAAUCGUAAUAAACAUCACACUGCUGUGUAUUUUCAGCAGCAUAAAACCUCAGUUGCGGUUUAUUAAUAACCAUUCAUUAUGCUCUUCCAAAAACAUUUAGUAGCCUUGAAAAAGGUCGAUUGCUGCAAUUGCAAUUUUCAUUCAAUUAUUGCAUACAUGCUUUAUGGUCAGAUAUACCCGCUGCAACUGCUACGCUAAUCGUAGCCAUGCCACAGUUGUGGCCGCUAUACGCUGCCAUUGGUAUCCGCUGUCCCUGCAUCAACUAGUGCGCCAUCCAUUGCUCCGCCGCUAUCCGCUAUCGCUGGUAUCCACUGCACUGCUACUGCUAAGGGAUAACUGCUGUUGUCGCUGUCUAGAACUAUUAUAAACGGCUUCGGCUGGAACAAGCUUUUAUAUAGGCCAAACAGCAUAUUUUCAAUUGCAAGGUAUAUGAUUCUGUCGACUGUGCUUGGGAAGCAAUCAUGUAACGACCAAUCAGAGGUCGAAUUUUGCGUUUUGACAAGGCUUGACUAUUUUCAAUAGUACAAUAGUUUGAAUAAUAAAAUUACAAUCAUCUUCAUUUGGGAUGAAUCUUAGAAGAUUUUCCAAUCUACUGCUGCAAGAACGAAGGAAAUCCAUCGAAUACUAACCGAUUUAUUAGCAUUUGAAAUUGGACAUAUUUUUAACUUUUUUCGGUUUUAGAUUUUCAUUUUACAUCCCUAUGUAGCCGAACUUCCUGAGAGAAGUAUUCUACUUCAAAAUGUGUGAGUGUGAAAAAUUUAAUGCCAUGUGCCACGUUUAGCAUACAAUCAAUUUCGAUCAGGUAGUCAUCAUGACCUUGAAGCCGCCUUCUAUUCAAUCACAAACCAAACUACCGCCUAACAAAUAUAUUUCCUUCAAAGUUAGCAAUAAAUGUAAAGAAUGUAAUAAACAUAAAAAACAGAA
This is a messenger RNA of Wyeomyia smithii (pitcher-plant mosquito), 1543 nucleotides long. Its product is annotated as small integral membrane protein 20. Lineage: Eukaryota; Metazoa; Arthropoda; Insecta; Diptera; Culicidae. The coding region runs from base 127 to 357 and encodes 76 amino acids. Gene Ontology annotation, cellular component: mitochondrial inner membrane. The transcript is spliced from 3 exons. Gene Ontology annotation, biological process: mitochondrial respiratory chain complex IV assembly. The record is from RefSeq and is a predicted model, not a curated record.